UUUGGUCGAAUCCGUGUCAUAUCUACUCAGGUUCAGAAAUCAAUCUGAUAUUGUCUUUUUCAGAGUGAAGUGAUUCAUUGUGUGUGUACAGGGGAGCAGGUGUUGAUAAAAGUAGAAUCAGACAUCCUGACUGACAUUUAAUUUAUGGACGUUCUUCUGCAUAUUCCAGAAAUGUUCAGUUUCUUACGCUGUAGGUCGUUGCUGCCCCCAAUAAAUCCUUUGAAGUGUGCUGAUAUUUACAAGGACAGACUUAAAGGAAAUUUCACAAAAUCCUUUUAGCUAUGGUAAAAUUGAGCCUAAUUUGUGGAAGGAUAUGAGUGCGUUAAGUGGCUAAGAGAUGCGUGCUAUUCUUGUAUAACUUCAAACACUCCUUAAGCCUGACAGGCUUUUUUCUUUUGUUUUCACUGCCAGAGGUAUGAAGAGUUGGCUCUUAACCCUCUCCUCUCUUUUUUCUCCCUCUGUUUCUGUGUCGUUUUUUUUCCUUCCUUUGUAUUGUGUUCCCCCCUAUUCAAUGUCACCCUCUUUGUAAACUCCUCUCUGCAACAGAAACUUCCGGAAACACCUGCGAAUGGUGGGGAGCCGCAGGGUGAAAGUCCAGACGUUCGCCGAGCGCAGAGCCAAGAGUUUCAGCCGCUCCUGGAGUGACCCCACGCCCAUGAAGCCUGACUCUCUGCACGACUCCAGAGACAGUGGGGACCUGCAGGCUUCUUCGGGGACCCUGGAUGAGGUGGUGUGUGAUGACGUGGACUGGGAGGAGGAGGAGGAGAUGGAGAGACAGGCCUGUGAGGGGGACUUCAUCCCACCCAAGAUCAUGUUGAUUUCAUCUAAGGUGCCAAAGGCUGAGUACGUACCCAACAUCAUCCGCAGAGACGAUCCGUCUAUCAUUCCCAUCCUCUAUGAUCACGAGCAUGCCACAUUUGAUGACAUUCUGGAGGAGAUUGAGAAGAAGCUCUCCGCCUACAGGAAAGGCUGUAAGAUCUGGAACAUGCUCAUCUUCUGCCAGGGGGGUCCAGGGCACCUGUACCUCUUGAAGAACAAAGUGGCCACCUUCGCUAAGGUGGAGAAGGAGGAGGACAUGAGCAAUUUCUGGAGGAGGCUGAGUCGGAUGAUGAGCCUACUGAACCCCGAGCCCAACCUCAUCCACAUCAUGGGCUGCUAUGUGCUGGGCAACGCCAACGGAGAGAAGCUUUUCCAUAACCUGAAGAGACUGAUGAGACCAUACACCAUUGAAUUUAAAUCACCACUGGAGCUGUCUGCACAGGGUAAGGAAAUGAUCGAGACGUACUUUGACUUCCGGCUCUUCCGCCUGUGGAAGACGCGCCAGCACUCCAAGCUCCAUGACUACGACGAACUUUUGUGAUGCGUCUGGCUUUGUUUGGCGGAGAGUCUUCUUUGACGAGGCAGCUCGUUGUGGUGUUUUUUGAAGCCCUUUUGGUGGUGGUGACAUUUCCUACCAUGGCUUUCGGGCCGGGGGGCGAAGGAGGAGUCUUUAAGGAGACGCGAACGGCUAACUGGAGGAGUGAACUGCAGUUGGCCUGCUGUCCCCUGAGCUCUGCAGAUGGGAUGGAGAGAAGAGAAGAGAAGGAGAGAGAGAGAGAGAGAAACCGGGAGAAGGACAAAUGGAGGGGUAGAUAGAAAGAGAGACUCUUUAAAGGUGCUAUUUCCCCCCCCCCCUUUAUAUCCAUUUUUACUCUCAACUUCAAGCCUAUAUAGUAGCUGAGUGAGGUAGACAAGGAGAGAGGGAGGAGAGGAGAUAGCAAAGGAAGGCGGAAAGGUUUUUGUCAACCCUUCGUCAAGCUUUUAGACCUGGGUGAAGCAUAGGCUGGAUGGAGAAAAGAUUGUGAGGAAAAUUCGAGAAAAGCACCGAAACGGUGUGCUAGCAGGAGAGGGGAAGAACUGAGAGGGGUCGCUUCACCUCUUCCAGAGCGUAGUUAGACACGGUGACUUUUGUUUUUGAGCAUCUGUGCACCAUUGAAGGGGAAGACUCGCAGUGGCCGAGAAGGCAUUUGUUCUCUGAGUCUCCUCCCUAAGAUUAAGAUGUGUUUAUUUACGUGCUCUUCAGCAGGAAGGAAAAGCCGAUAUUUCAUCUUUCUACACAUAUAUCCCAUAGAGACAUUUUAGACUAUAUAGAUAUCUAUCUUUCUAUCUGUCUGUCUAUCUAUCUA
Messenger RNA from Clupea harengus (Atlantic herring), 2165 nucleotides. RefSeq names its product NMDA receptor synaptonuclear signaling and neuronal migration factor (gene nsmfb). Bases 569 to 1360 code for a protein of 263 amino acids. Gene Ontology annotation, biological process: regulation of neuron migration; regulation of neuronal synaptic plasticity. NCBI's taxonomy places the organism in Eukaryota, Metazoa, Chordata, Actinopteri, Clupeiformes, Clupeidae. The record is from RefSeq and is a predicted model, not a curated record. The transcript has 10 exons.